GGCAUAAGUAUGUUUUUAUCCCUUGAGUUAAUGCCCUUUUUUAUGCAAUACAGAACUUUAUUUGCUUUAGUGGCUACGAAAUGGCACUACCCGGAAUUAUACAAUUUGUUAUCUACAAAAACCUAGAAUAUAAUACAUGAUUGUCAUGCCAUUUGUAAAGUCUGGCUAUGUUUACUGAUGCAAGGUUUCACUGAGAAUAACAUACUGGACAUAGAGGACUAUAUAUUAAAGGUCAAAUUUUAGUGUUUUUUGAAACCAUGACUAAACUCACAUUCUAUAAAACAAUGGAUCUCAUGGACUUUAUUAAAAGAUCUGAAUAUAAAAAGUAGAAGUGGACACUAAAACCUUGUCCUGCCCUGUGCAAAGUCUGCAUGCCACUGGCACGAGGGAGGCUACAGUGUAUAGGCAGCUCCUCUUGUUCACCCAGAGCAGAGGGCAGCACAGUGGCAUCAUCAGGAAAGUGGCCAUAAUGUUGCCAGAAAGCAUUAUAGCUACAGUUGUUUUCAGAAAUGCAACAAGUUACAGGUGUCACUUGCACAUGGUUAUUAUUUUGUAGGACACCAUCUUAUUUCUUUCACUACUGAAUAUAUUUCUAGUGGAAGGGAACGUGCUGCUAUUGGAGAGAUCCAGCAGCCCCUGGCUUCCCUGUGCUGAUCAACCAAUAAGAGCUCUUGAGCAUGUGACCAGAGCCAGUUAAAAACCGUUGGGAUGAUGCUGAUGUCACUCUAACGGUUUAUCCCUUUGGAGAUUGAUGUGAGCUGGUGAAUCUCAGAUUUCAUACAGUGAGCGAGGAUUACAGAUUGAGCGAGGAUUUCACAGGACUUCAAAGACCAACUAGACAAGAAGAAAUGGCAAGAAUCCAACAGUGGAUAACGCUCUCUUCUCAGCCUGCCCGGACAGGGAAGAGAAAGCGCAACGAGGAAGACGACGAGCGACCUUCUGUGAGUGUGAAGAGGUAAGUAGAAAACAUUUUACAUUCAGUGAGCAGGAAAUUGACUGUAAAUAGGCAAAUUGGUUUAGUUGCUAGGGCACACAAGCAACCAUUCUUUCGUAUACACAUUUAUAUCUUUCUUAUUCCCCACUCAAAACGAUCUCAGGUGAUCUCUGAGGCAGCACAGAGAAUAUCAUAAAAUGGGGGUUCAAGGGAAAAGAUCUAAAAAGGCAAAAUUCACUUGAAUAUAUUUUCCAGUUUGGUAAGAUUAUUUAAUAUGCCUCUGAUUAUGGUGUAAACGAUCUGUCUCAAGAAUUAAUUUUGGGUGUAUAGUUUUCCUUUAAAGGGGCUGAAUCCUCUUUAAUAAGUACAUUUGCAGCUUAUUAAAGGAAGAGCUCUAUGAUUUUUGUCACUUAAUUCAAGAAGAAUUCCAUACAUAUGCAAUUUGAAAAUAAAAUAAACACUUUAAAGACUGUUUUGUUAUGGGAAUGUAAUGUACAUGUCUCAAAUGUUUGGAAAACUCUCACUUCUCUUUCUUGCCAUCUCUAGGCCUGCAAGAGCUUCACCUUCCAACGAGAAGUUCUACCAACUGCUGGAGGACAAUUGGAUCAGAAGAGCGUUGGAGAUGGACUCCUGUUUUAAGCUCUCUGACAAGUACCUCCUAGCCAUGGUCCGGAUCUAUUUCCAGCGUGCCGGAUUACAGGAGCAGGACUACACUACAAUCAAUUUUUUUGCAGCAUUGCUACUUGCAAAUGAGAUGGAGGACGAAACAGACUUUUGGAGGCUGAUUUACACCUGGGCCCUUGGGAAAACUUGGCGUGAACAAUCUGCCAUGUUCAGGAGUCUGCGCAAUGAGCUGUGGUCCAGGAUGAACUUCCAAGCCUGGGUUAGCAGAGAAUCCUGUGAGGAGGCAAUGACUGAUAACCCGACCCACUGGGCCUGGAGAAGAGAACGACAGCCACACCAUGGAUUGGCUUGGAAAUGGCACAGAGAACCACUUGACUACUUCUACUUUAAGGUUCCAGACAGCCCAUCAGUUUGCUCAUUGUGCCAGCAGAGGGCAGCUGUCUCCCAAGAGGCUGAGCAACCAAAGAUGCCUCUAAAGAUCAGAAUGAAGAAGGCCUGGAAAAAGGAAUAAGUAUUUCCCAAGUUUUUUGGGUUUUUUUGCAGCACCUCCUUGGUUAUAUAUAAUAUAGUUACUUAUUAUUACUCUAUAG
Messenger RNA from Xenopus laevis (African clawed frog), 2148 nucleotides. Its product is annotated as speedy protein 1-B-like. Lineage: Eukaryota; Metazoa; Chordata; Amphibia; Anura; Pipidae. The record is from RefSeq and is a predicted model, not a curated record. The transcript is spliced from 8 exons. Bases 1425 to 2069 code for a protein of 214 amino acids.